AUAUAUGAACUACACAGACAAAUAACCACCACCAUGGCCCUGGUGCGGAAGAAACUUGAUGACAAAAUACUGAAAACGCUACGGGAGCUGGUGGCCGUUGGCGGCAACAAAGAAUGCUUCGAUUGUGGCCAGAAAGGGCCAACCUACAUCAACAUGACCAUCGGGUCCUUCGUCUGCACCAGCUGCUCCGGCAUACUACGAGGUCUCACACCACCGCAUCGAGUGAAAUCGAUCUCGAUGGCCACAUUCACACAGGAGGAAAUAGAGUUUCUCAAACAGAAUGGCAACGACAACUGCAGCCGGACGUGGUUGGGCCUGUGGGAUCCCAAGCGUGCAAUCAAGCAGGAACAUCGUGACUUCAUGAUAGACAAAUACGAAAAGCAAAGAUACUACCUGGAACCUGCUAGUCCGCUGAAGUCGCUGCCCACGAACGCGUCGAGCUCGCUGACGUCACUGUCGGUAGGAGGAGGGAGUAGCAACAAGAAUGCCAAUGAAAGUUUAGUUCCUCUCAAAACGCCAACGCUAACGCCCCCACCGGCCAAGCUGCGCUUGAAUCGUAACAACUCCGGCUCGUGCAACGGGCUGAAUACGGUGAACUCAUCCUCUUCGAUCGUUGCCCCGGCGGCGGCAGGCGGUGCGACAGCGGGCGUCCAGUUCCAGCAGCAAUUCUCACCGGACGACAGUGGAUUUUUCGGCUCGACGUCGGCGGAUCCACCCAAAAUCCUGCCACCGACACCGCAGAAGGGUCAGUCGGCGCUUCAGCGAAAGAACGGCAUCAAGAUCAAGGGAGGAGCCGCCGCAGCGAAGGGUCAACUGCCGCCAACGUUCGAGCGCAAUCAGAAGAACGGAUUGCUUAACAACAGCAGCACCGGCGGUGGGGGUUUUGCGGGAAGCAGCGGCGAUAUCAACGCCAACAAGUUUACACCGGACGGGGACUUUGUGGCCGACUUUGGUAGCGCAAACAUCGUCAACAACGUCAGCAACGGGGGCAGCCACUACGGCAGCACGAGCAGUUUGAAGAACGGAAGCAGUAGCGAGAACGGGAGCUACGGGCAGCACAAUGGACUCAACGGCAAAGCGUCCGCCAGGGAGAUGGAAAACUUUGCCGAUUUCGACCACAAUCCUAUCUUCAAUUCGGCAGAAAACAUGAAAUCAUACUUCAGCUCGAACAGUUUCGAUAGCAGCACCACCAACAGCGUCAGCAGCACGGCCAGCGUGCAAAGCCUGACCGGAUCCGAUCCGUUUGCAAACUUUUACUCGCACACACUGGCGGGCAACUGCAGCAACGCGGGGUCCAAUGCUGGCACACCGACGGCGUCCUCAUCCGGAACCGGUCCGUCGGCGAAGUACGGUACUGCCGGCUACACUUGUAUGUCACCGGAAGACAAUUUGCACACGGGCAAGCCGCAAAGUCGCAGCUAUGGGUUCGGAAAUACUUUCACCACUGAAACCCGUUUUUCGCCGAAUGCAAACUCCAUCCAGAGUGGCCCCACUGGGGCUCCCUUUCAGUAUCAUUUACCUUCGGGGGGACCCAAAGGCCCGGGCUCGCUACAGGAGAACCAUCCGCUGGGUAACGGAAAUUCCUUGGGAUGCACAGUGAAUGCAAAUCAUUUCAACAAUAACUCCGGUAACGAGGAUACAUCACCGAACGAGACGGUACAGUGGAACUUUUGGCAACAGUUUGGCAAUAGCUGCUGGCCAGCCGAGGAUCAGUUUCAACAGCAGCAGCAACCGUUUCGUAACAAUCAUGCUCUGCAGAUGACGAGUCCGCAACAUGCUGCUGCGGUUGCCCAAACAACAAACUAUCGCUCAGAUCAGUAUCGAUGGAGUCUUCCGAUGCCGCUUGGAGCGACCGGUUCAAAUGGUAACCUGAACGGCACCAACAAUGGCAAUACGUCCAUGCACUCAACACCAUCCGUCGAUCGAUACGCCGCACUGAAGGAUCUGGAUGAACAGUUCCGGGAGAUAAAAUUAGAACAGCAGGCCGAAGCAAACAACAAUACGGUGACGUCCAACGGCAUAACGAAUGGUCAUGGUACAGCCGAUCCUCACGCGUCCCAAGUGUCCACGGCAAACCCGUUCAAAACGGCAAAUCCGUUCCAGCAGCUGCAACAGCAGCAACAGCAACAGCAGCAGCAAACGAUGGCAUGGCCAGUUAAUGGUAUGAACGGAGGGACACCGCGAGAUCAGGCGCUGCCAAAUGGAGCUGGUUUCUACGCGACGUCACCGUACCAAGGAGGAUUUGUGCACGGUUCCAGUCCGCAGCUGUACAAUGGUACCCCAGUGGCCAAUGGGAAUGUUGGCGGAGCCGUCGGUAGCUAUCUACCCACCGGGUACCAUCAACCGAACGGUAAUGGAUACGCGAUGGCAGUAGGUGGCCCGAACGGUGGCUUGCAUGCUGGGCAAUUUAAUGCUACGCUAAACGGAGUAGUACCCGGCGUUAACUCCAACCCGGUGCAUCAUUUUGGAAACUUUGGAAACCCGUUUAUGGCCACCGGUACGACAGCAGGAAGCUCGAAUAAUCCUUUCUUAUGAGUAGCGUAGAUCUUGUAUAGAUAGUAAAUUAUCUGCUUUACAAAAAAAAAAAAAACAAAUACCGACAUGUAAAUGAAAUUAUCUGCACAGAUGAUUGGAAAAUAA
Messenger RNA from Anopheles coustani, 2640 nucleotides. RefSeq names its product arf-GAP domain and FG repeat-containing protein 1 (gene drongo). The record is from RefSeq and is a predicted model, not a curated record. Gene Ontology annotation, molecular function: GTPase activator activity. The coding region runs from base 34 to 2535 and encodes 833 amino acids. NCBI's taxonomy places the organism in Eukaryota, Metazoa, Arthropoda, Insecta, Diptera, Culicidae. The transcript has 9 exons.